Molecule: messenger RNA, 2596 nt
Organism: Spodoptera litura
Lineage: Eukaryota; Metazoa; Arthropoda; Insecta; Lepidoptera; Noctuidae
Source: RefSeq, a predicted model, not a curated record
UGUCAGAAUCAGCUGUCACUCCAAUAACGCGAAUUUUUUAAAUUUAAUCUUAAAUAACCUGUUUUUAUUUAUAAAUAAACAGUUCCAUGAAUUGAUAUAUUCUUUCAUAGUAUGCAUUAUACUGUACACUCGACGAUCGGCGUAAUAAUCGUAAGAAAUUGUUAAUAAUUGAAGAUAUUUGUAUUACUGAAUUCCGAAUAAGAAAUUGCGAACAAAGUUGAUUUAAAUAAAUAGAAUGUGAGUUGAAUCGUAUAUAAUACAGAAGAAUUUAUUUAUUUAUUCCGUAAGUAAUAAUGACGCUUUUAUUAAAAAGCGUUUGGCGAAAUGUGCUUAAAGGCAGCCCUCUCGGCAAAUCACUGCGAAACAGGACCCUCUCAUCUAGUAUAUCUGCAGAAGUGACGAGGGGAGGUUCCUGUGACGUCGUGAUGUCCAGCAUCAUGGCGGCACCCACGGCGGCGGAAGUACUCGCGACUGUCAACAAGAACAUGCCCACCAUGACUCACAAGCACAUGCUGCAGGCGCUGCGCUCACUCUUCGAGCUGCAGAAGUCGGGCAAUUUAGCAACGGAACCGGAAACACUAGUCGCAAACCCACUAUUCGGCGAUUUAUGUCAGAACUUCAAAAAACACGCGCGGGCGCUCGACGUCAACGAGGCUAUUGAAGCCACGAAAGUGCUCUCCUUCCUGAAAGUUCCUGCAGAAUCCGUAGUGGUGCAGACCAUGCUGCAGAUCAUCAGGUGCUACAUCAACAUGAUCAAUGUCAGACAAAUCAUGUUCCUUGACUACUUAUUGACCAAAUUCGAAGGUUCCAAUCAUUUGGUCGAUGCAUUGAAGCUUGCUUUACCAUUAGCUUUUCAAAUCCAUCUGCCGCUUGAGAUGGACAGCAAAGACCUGCCGAUGCUGAAGGACAUGCUGGCAUUUAGCUGCACACACGACCUUCCAGACAGAUAUAUCGACGACAUAGUCACGGCGCUGCUCCUGCACGACCAAACUAUCGAUGCACACGUCGCCAAGUCCAUCAUAUGGUCGCUAUGUCAAGUGAACUGCACGGAAGACGUGUUCCCCAGGAGAGCACAGCUCCUGCACAUUUGCUACGAUAUUCUAACGCAGUCAAUCCGCCACCUCCGUUAUGAAGAAAUAUUGGCGACGGCGGCCAGGAUCAAGGGUCGGAUCCUGGAGAAACACCCGGAGUAUUACCACGAGCAGCUCAUGGACGCCAUCGCUAACUAUAUGGUGGACCAUAAAGUGUGCUUCGAAAAGGGGCUGCUGGUGGCACGCAUUAUGUCGAGGAUAGCUCACACACAUCUAGGUCUCAUUGGCUACCUGUGCCAGCAAGCAGCAUCGAACUCCACUACAUUAUCGUCAGCGCGCCCCAACAUCUUAUUCGGCUUCAUCAACUGCCUGUCGAACAAUAACUUCACACCGGAGGAACCGCAGUGGGAGGAUAUCAAACUACAGAUCUUUCGGAACCCAGCGUUCGAUGGCAAUAACAGCGCACUGCCCUGGGCCAAGAUAUGCCUGGAGCUAGCAUCGCUGGGAUAUUAUGACGACAGAAUACUAAAGAAAGUGUUCUCCAAAGAGAAUAUCAGUGAUUUCUCGGACAAGGAGAACAACGUGUUGGACUACCUGCAGCUGUUGACGCUGUACGAGGCGGUGCGAUCGUUCCACGACGAGGACUACACGCUGCCUACUGAUCUGCAUGACAAGCUGAAGUCUGUGUACCCGGUGCACGGGAAGACGGACUUGCUGGAGGAACACCUGGCGAUUGGCCUGGGGGGGCCGGGGUACGUCGUCAAGAAUGUAGUGCUACCUAAUGGAUUUAUUGCUGAUUGUUUGAUAUGCCUGAAGGCCGGAUACCCAAUCGAGUUCCAGGUCGCUGCGGGUGACCUGAAAGUUCCGGUCGAAUAUCUGAAUAUACCAAAAGACUGUGUACCGAUAUGCGUCUUGAACUUCCAACCAGGGUGCUUCUCAAUGAACAGCAACCGUCUUCGAGGGACCUUCCGCCUGGUGCUGGACAUCCUAGAGAGCCAAGGCUACAUGCCCGUCGCAGUCAACGUGAGCGAGUGGCUGUCUGCACCGGCGCACGAGAGGACGCCCUACCUCCUGCGCGAGGUCGGCUACAAGUGCGGGGAAAUAGGCAUGAAACUCGCCGCCAGUUGAAACAAUCGUGAUUUCAACUUGAAAUUAUUUAAUUGGUCUCCAGUAGACAACAAAUUGUCUGUGAAUAAAUGACGUUUAGAAUCUAUUUUAUUUUUGUUGGUUAUCUUUUUUCUGUUAUGGUUUUUGUUUCAUAAUGUAGUUUACAUAUUUUACAAAGAUACUUUGCUAUGCCGUAGAGAGUGCUCAGUAUUUUUUGCUACAAAUAUUUAAGACACGGACUGUUGGUGUUCAUUGGUUAAAGUUAGGUUCCUCUAUACUUAUUAUACUCUUUGAAGUUAGAUGACCUACAAAGAGUAUAAUAAGUAUAGGGGAAGUGACCUAUGAUCUAAAAGAUGUAUAAGCUGCCAAAACUACUAAUGAUACAGGUUCAUACGGGGUCUUACGGGGUUUAUUAGGUAAUAUAAGGAUAAUAAAAAAGCAAUAAAUUAUUUUGACAA